ACGUACGUCAGUCAGUGUGGGCCGACCCGCGAUCCGUCUGUCGAUUUCUCGGAGUUUCUUGGACGUGUUUCUCGCGGAAGGAGGCUACCGUUUCUCGGUAAAGAAUUAUGUAUUCGAUCGUUUAAGCUCGCGCCGAUGCGCUACAAAAAAUCCAAGAGACGACUAGACAUUUUUUGCGAUCGCAUGCCUUGCAAAAAGGAAAACCAUUGGUUCCUAUACAUUCGUGUUCGCGCCCCGAUCAAUCUUCAAGAUCACAAUUCCCCCUGCGCGCUUAUCCUCUUAAUUGGGUCUUAUUGUUGGUAGGAUAAACGCUAAAUUGAUAGCGUACAGCCUGUUCUUUUAUCUCAAGAUACAGCGCGCUUGCUUGAUUAGGGGUGUACGAUUAUGGCAAAUACUCAAACUCCGGGUAUGGAUCCCUGGAUGAUUCAUCCAAGAGAACGAGCAAGAUAUCAACAACAAUUUGAGUCUUUGAGGCCGAUCAAUGGGAUUAUUACUGGCGUACAAGCAAAAGGUCUUCUCUUAAGAUCAGAACUUCCUCCUGUUGUUCUUGGUCAAAUAUGGACAUUAUCAGAUACGGAUGCAGAUGGAAAGAUGGAUAUAAACGAAUUUUGCAUUGCUUGCAAAUUGAUCACUCUAAAACUACAAGGGUUUGAAAUUCCUAAAACAUUACCUCCAUCUCUUAUUCAAAGUUUAAAGUCUGUUUCCACCACAGGUAAUAAUGCAGUUGGCUUAACUAAUGGUGCAGCUACUAUACCAACCCAAAAUAACAUUGCUUCCUUAGUUAAUUUGGGUGGCACUGGAAAUGUACCAGUGCAACCAUUAGUCGGUAUGGUACCGGUUAGUACUCCUCCGGCACGACCUUUGAUAGGCCCACCAUCCAAUGGAACAACAGGACGUCCAGCUACACCUGCAUCACCUAUGACUUUACCAGCAUCGCGACAAAAUAGACAGAAUGUGGCCAGCAAUAUACAUGCCACAACUCACACACCAUCAAAGCCACCUGCUCGACCUGCACCACCCUCUGUGGGAAUCGUGCCUUCCACAAGUACACCAAGCACUGGUCCACCUCAAAGACCAACACCACCUUCUAGUAUUGGAACUAAUUUUGCAACUGCCACAAAUGUUCCACCACCAAAGCCGGCACCACCUUCAUUUCCAAAUAGUCCAGUUGCUGCAAUGUCUCCAGCCAAAGUUCUGCCAACCGCUGCUACAUCUAUUGUACCUCCUAUUCAACCAAUUCAGCCAAUACAACCAAUGACAAGUUCUGCUAUAGAUUUACUCGAUCUUGAUUUAUCAGAAGGUGCUCCAGCAGUAGCUCCAAUUGCACCUUUAAACACAAAUCCAACUCCAAUUGCUGCCUUUGGUAUGGGACAAACAAUGCCAAUGCAACCACUCUGUACUAGCAUGGUUGCUCCAAUGACAGGAGGGAGUACUAUUAUACCAUCCAUUGCUCCAAUGGCUACUGGUACAGGUGUUGUAUCGACGUCUCCAGUUGUAGGUCUACCAUUAGUAUCAUCAACAACAAGCGGUGUGCCACCAGUAAAUGGUACAACUAUCCAUACACCAGUAUCCACAUGUACACCAUUAAGUACAACUGCUAGACCACCAAGUAUAGAUAGAGUGGGUUCUGUAGAUUCUCAGCAUAGUCAACAUUCAGUCGGAUCUCCACAAUCUAUAGAAUGGGCAGUACCUCAUCAAACAAAAUUAAAAUAUACUCAAUUAUUUAAUACGUGGGAUAGGACAAGAUCUGGAUUUUUGUCUGGGCCUCAAGCCAGGAAUAUAAUGGUGCAGUCACAAUUACCUCAAUCAAUACUAGCACGUAUAUGGGCAUUAGCAGAUAUGGAUUCCGAUGGCCGUUUAGGUUCCGACGAAUUUGUAUUGGCAAUGCAUUUAUGUGAUUUAGCUAAAGCAGGUGAACAAAUUCCCAAUACUCUUCCAUUGGAACUUAUUCCUCCCACAUUUAGACGACAACGUCAAGGCAGCUUGACACAAUCACAAGGAUCUAUAGAAAGUAUCGAUCCAUCUGCUGGUAUGCCACAGACUUCAUUUGAAGACAAACGAAAGGAGAACUUUGAAAAAGGACAAGCAGAACUAGAACGUAGACGUAAAGCUCUUUUAGAAAUCCAACGAAAAGAACAAGAGGAACGCGAACGAAAAGAGAGGGAGGAAGCAGAAAAACAAGAAAAGAUUAAAAUGGAGCAAGAAAGACGUCGACAAGCGGAAAUUGAGAAACAAAUGUUAAGGCAAAAAGAAAUUGAACAAGAAAAGGAAGAACAACGAAAACGUGCUCACGAACAGAGAGAAGCUGCAAGAAAAGAAAUGGAGAGACAGAGACACUUAGAAUGGGAAAAACAGAAAUCGCAGGAACUUCAAGCACAGAGGCAAAAGGAACAAGAUGUUUUACUUAAAUUAAAAGCGAAGAAUCAAACUCUAACUAUAGAGCUUGGAACAUUGAAUGAUAAAGUGAAAGAAUUAUCGCAAAAGAUUUGUGAUACUCGGGUUGGUGUCUCAAGUGUAAAAACAACGAUCGAUGGAAUGAGAUCAACUCGCGAUUCGCAAUUGCAAGAAACGAUAGUGUUAAAAAAUAAACUUCGUGAACAAAAUCAAAGGUUACUAGCACUUAGUCAGGAAAAAGCAAGAAUAGAAGCAAAGAAUAAACUAAACGCUGCUCAAGAUGCUGCAGGACAGGAAGCGAUAAAAAUGGCAUUCGAUAGCAAACAAAUAACUCUCAAGCAAAUGAAAGAUAAAAUUGCCGAUUUGCAACAACAGAUUGAUGCUAAAAUGUCUGAUAUAGAAAAUAAUAAUGGUCAACUUGAAGAUAUAAAAACGCAAAUGAAAAAUUUGGCAGCAGAUUGUAAAAAAUUGUACGUUACGUUUGAGGAGAAGAAAACGAAAGUUUUAGAACUGAGAGCAAGUAUUGGAACAGGUGUUGCAACAGAUUAUACAACAUCAGCGUGGGGUGACAAUGCUUGGGGCGACACUGGAACUACGAUUAAUGAUAAUGAUUGGCCUGUUAACGAUACCGCUAUUAUUACAAAUACAACAGAAAAGCCUAAUGCGGGAGUUAUGAAAUACAGAGCAUUAUAUGAAUUUGUAGCAAGGAAUCAAGAUGAAAUUUCAUUUCAACCUGGUGAUAUUAUUUUGGUACCACCUGUUCAAAAUGCAGAACCUGGAUGGAUGGCUGGUGAAAUACGUGGUCAUACCGGUUGGUUCCCGGAAUCGUAUGUCGAACCAAUAGAUUCUAAUGUUAGUACUGACAGCACAUUCAUGCAGCAGGAUAGCGUCGAAAAGCGAACAUUAGAAGGUAUCGCUGAAGUUCCCGAAAAUGUCUCCGAUGCAGGAUCUCUCGGUGGUGAAGCUCCUACAGUUGAAGCUAUAGUACCAACCUUAGGAUUAGGUAUUGCUUGUAAUAUACAAGCAACUGCCUUGUAUCAGUACCGUCCUACUACGGAACAACAUCUUUCUUUAGAUAAAGGAGAUGCUAUUAACGUUAUUGAACAACAGAAUGAUUGGUGGUACGGUGAAUUAAGUAAUGGAAGUAAAGGUUGGUUCCCUAAAUCAUAUGUAAAAGAAACUAUUACUAAUGAUAAAGAUCUUGUUGCUUCUGUGGAUGAUGGUCUCAACGAAUAUUAUGUUGCACUUUACCAAUAUGCUUCAACCGAAACUGGUGAUCUUAGUUUUAAUCAGGGUGAAGUUAUUUUAGUCAUCAAAAAAGAGGGAGAUUGGUGGACAGGAUGCAUAGGAGACAGAACUGGAAUUUUCCCUUCCAAUUACGUAGAGAAAUGCGAUGCACCUAUUCAGGAUGUUCCUUUGUCUACUAAUGCUACUGAACAAAAUACCACUGUAAUUACUAAUGCAAUAGAAAGUCAAGAAGAUACAACUGUUACCACAGCGCAAACGCCAUCACAAUUGGAAAAAACUGCAGAACAGCUCGAAGAUGAGAGAGCAGCUGCGGAAGAUAGAGCAGAGUUACCUGACUUCACUGCUAUGUCUGCUCAACAGUAUCACAAGAGAGGAAGAAAGCCUGAAAUUGUACAAGUUAUUGCGCCCUAUCAAGCUACUAGUGCUGAGCAAUUAGAUCUACAGAGAGGACAAUUAAUAAUGAUUCGUAAAAAAACGGAUAGUGGAUGGUGGGAAGGAGAACUUCAGGCACGUGGAAAAAAGAGACAAAUUGGUUGGUUCCCAGCAUCUUAUGUUAAACCACUAACUAGUAGCAGUAAUAGAAGUACACCAGUUUCUCACGGAUAUCAAGAUUCACCAACAGAUCCAAAUGUUGAACGUGUUAUGGCUUUGUAUCCGUACCAGGCACAAAAUGAAGAUGAAUUAACGUUUGAGAAAGGUGAUGUUAUAACAGUGCUUGCCAAAGAUGAAGCAACAUGGUGGAAAGGCGAAUUGAAUGGAGUUUCUGGAGUCUUUCCUAGCAAUUAUGUCUCUCCUAUGUCAAGUAAGCUGACAACUGAACUAUUGAUGGCAAGGCUUGAUCCAAUGGAGAGAAAACGUCAAGAGUAUAUAAAAGAACUUAUUACAACUGAACAAGCAUAUAUAGAAGACAUGAGGCUAGUACAUGAGGUAUUUGAAAAACCUCUCAUUGAAAGUCUAGUUUUAACUUUAGAUGAGGUGGAUAAAAUCUUUGUAAAUUGGAGAGAUAUUAUAGCCUGUAAUGAUAAUUUUUUAAGGACUUUAAGAAUAAGAAGAGAAAACAGUGAAGGUGGAAUUGUUAGAAUGAUUGGUGAUAUUUUAUGUGAAAAUAUACCAAGAAUGUCAGCUUAUAUACGAUUUUGUAGUUGUCAAAUAUCUGCUGCUGUAUAUCUUCAACGAUUAACAGAAACUUUACCAGAAUUUGUUGAAGUUGCACAUGUUUGUCAGCAAGAUCCAAGGACCAAAGGAAUGCCACUUAGUUCAUUUUUAAUUAAACCUAUGCAAAGGAUCACAAAAUAUCCACUUAUUAUUAAUAAAAUUUUAGAACAUACGCCACAUGAUCAUCCAGAUAGACAAUAUCUUCAAGAAGCAUUAGCUAAAGCUGAAGAAUUUUGUACACAAGUAAAUGAAGGUGUAAGGGAAAAAGAAAAUAGUGAUAGAUUAGAAUGGUUGCAAAAUCAUGUCGUAUGCGAUGGUCUUGAAGAACCACUUGUAUUUAAUUCUUUAACUAAUUCACUAGGACCAAGAAAAUUAUUACAUUAUGGUAUUCUUCAUAAGGCCAAGAGUGGAAAAGAACUCGUUAGUUUUCUAACAAAUGAUUUUUUAUUAUUUGCACAACCAACGAAAUCUUUGCCAAGUGGACAACAAUUUUCGUUCGAGCGUAACGAGCACCAAAGAUUUAAAAUGUAUAGGAAGCCGAUAUUUCUUAAUGAAUUAUCAUUGCUAUCCGAUUUAGAUACAAGUGGAAGUGGAAGUGGAAGUAUAAAUGGAUUUGAAGUCUCGGAUAAUACAUCCAAAACUUUGAGACUUAGAGAUUCAAAAAAGCCAAUAAUAUUGGUGGCACCAUCCGCGAGUGAAUGUUCAUUAUGGAUGAAAAGAAUUACAGAAGCACGCAAAACAUUUAUGGAAAAUGAGAAGACACGUUUACAGAGACAGCGAUCUAUUCGUAGGAGACCACCUCAAGGCUAUCUUCGAUUAGUUGUAGUGGAAGCUGAAGAACUUAUUAUAAAAAAAAGAGGAAAAUGUAAUACAUUCUGCAAAGUUUCAAUGGGAUCCCAAGAAGAAAGAACUAGUGUUGUUUCAGGGACAGAUUGUCCUUUAUGGGAUACAUCUAUGCAGUUUCAAGUCAAGGAUUUACUCGAAGAUACUCUUUGCAUCACAGUAUUUGAUAAAGGCUAUUACAGUCCUGAUGAAUUUUUGGGCCGUGCAGAGAUUAAGGUAGCAGAUAUCAUGAGAGACAGUAAAGAUUCUUGCGGACCUAUUCUACAACGGUUCAGGUUACGAGAAGUUGAAAGAGGUGAUGUUAUAUUAAAAUUAGACCUUCGUUUAUUCGGUAGUAGAUAAAAGGUAAACUAUCAUUUUUCAUUAUUUUUAAAUAUAAUAAUAUAUUUUUUAUUGACAAAUACACGUACAAAUUUAUGACGUUAAAAAGCGCUCACUGCCAGAGAAAUAAACUUUUAAAUGAGUCGUUAUCUUUGCAAAGAGAUGUGUGUUUCUAAAGAUUGAUCACAAGAUUUUUUCAUAAGGAAUAAAUGUAUUAAUGUUUGUCAUUGAUCAUAGACUAUGAACAAAUUUGUAUCGUAAUAUUUUAUAUCUAAUAUUUUUAAUGACAAUGUGAUAUACGAGAAUUAAAGAUAGUUCAAUCAUUUGCAAUCAUGAAUCGAUAUAAUAUUAGAAUUGCUGAAAAUAUUUUAAUUGUUGUGAACAAACUUAUUGAUUCCUGUUUUUAUAUAAUCAUUUAUACAACAAAAUCAAAGAGUAAUCAAAAAUAGUUGAAUUAUUUUUUCUUACUUUUUUUUUUUGUAAUACGUAAAGGUUUUUCCGGCGGAUUAACAUAUGUUCAGUAUUAUAUAAAUAUUAUAAAAUGCAUGCUACAUGUAAGAUUCAUGUGCGAUAUAUAUAUAUAUAUAUAUAUAUAUAUAUAUAUAUAUAUAUAUCAAUAUAUGAAUGUACAGUUUAUAAAAUGUUAUAUAUUAUAUAUAUUAUAUAUUAUCUAUAAUAUAUUAUAUAUAUUAUACUAUAUAUAUUAUACUAUAUAUUAUAUUAUAUAUAUAUUAUAUAAUAUAUAUCUAUGCGACAUAUAAUUGUAAAGAUUACUUUUUGUACUAAAUGUAUUAGAGACAACAUUUCAUUUACAAGAGCGUUUAUAUGAAUAAAGAGAGAAUAAAGAAUAAAAUUGUUUAGGAUUUUAUUCGUGAUAUGUUAUAUCUAUGGCUGCUAUUGAAAAACAUCGAUGUAUUUUACAAUUACAUUAUUAAUAUGAAAGAAAAUUUAAUACAUAAAUAUAAUAUAUACUAUUACAUAGAUAUUCUACACUCUUCAGUCAACGUGAUACUUGCGAUCUACAAGUACGUAUAUAUAAAUAUAUUUUAAUAUAUAAAUUAUAAUAAUUAAAUAAAUACGUGUAAUUAAUAUUAUUAUCACGAGAUACGUUCCGAUUUAAUUUCAUAUAUGAUCUUAAUACACAAAUGAGAAAUAUCUCGUGAAGAUUGUAUAGUAUUUCAUAAAUGAAAUGAGACAUAUCGAUCAUUAUUCAUAUGGUUUUUAUAUACUUAAUAAAAGAAGCUUCAAUGAUCCUGAUACAAUUGGUAUCAUCGAAGAACUAAGGCACUCUAA
Molecule: messenger RNA, 7254 nt
Organism: Vespula pensylvanica (western yellowjacket)
Lineage: Eukaryota; Metazoa; Arthropoda; Insecta; Hymenoptera; Vespidae
Gene: Dap160
Product: intersectin-1
Exons: 37
Coding region: 385-5982 (1865 amino acids)
Biological process (GO): positive regulation of Rho protein signal transduction
Molecular function (GO): guanyl-nucleotide exchange factor activity; protein binding; calcium ion binding
Source: RefSeq, a predicted model, not a curated record